AUGAUGAUAAUUUAUUAAAUUGAGUUUGAUUUAGUUCUAAAAAGAUAAAGAAGAAGAAUUGUAAUUAUUAUCUUAUAACAUUUACUUGUAAAUAAUAAAUAAUAAUUCAUUUCAUAAUAUUUAUAAACCAUCUAAAUGAUCCAAUAAAUAUAAGAUAUCUAAACUGAAUUACUUUUAAUAAGACAUAAAAUAAAUCUAAUAUUCAAUUGAUCAUUUUAAAUUUGCUAUUGAAAUUACAUAGUAAAUAAAUUAACUUUUAAUUUAGGUCUUAUAUUAAAAUCCAUAAUUUUCAUUUUAUUACUUGUUUUAAUCUCUAUAUAUAAGAAGAUCUUUUAAAGCUAUAUAAAUGGGAUAGUAAAUUAUGGAAAUGAAUUGAUAUUUGAGAAAUUGAGAUAUUA
Molecule: messenger RNA, 398 nt
Organism: Paramecium sonneborni
Lineage: Eukaryota; Ciliophora; Oligohymenophorea; Peniculida; Parameciidae
Source: the annotation of a GenBank genome assembly